Sclerotinia sclerotiorum 1980 UF-70 is the source of this 723-nucleotide messenger RNA. RefSeq lists its product with no specific name. The transcript is spliced from 2 exons. NCBI's taxonomy places the organism in Eukaryota, Fungi, Ascomycota, Leotiomycetes, Helotiales, Sclerotiniaceae. The record is from RefSeq and is a predicted model, not a curated record. The coding region runs from base 1 to 723 and encodes 240 amino acids.
AUGUUACAACGUAACAAGAGCUUUCUCAAAGCCUUAACGACAUUUUAUCACUGGGAAAUGCAUGAUAAUGGUGUAGAGGAGAGCGGAGUUAAAGCGCAAACAAACCAGCUCAUUUACAAAGCAGGGAUUCGUGGAGCCGUAGACUUUAUGCGGAGCCCUGCGAAGUAUAUUAUUAAUGAAAAUCCGGGCGCACUUCAGAAACUUCAACGCACAUAUACCUUCGCUGCCAAACAUGCGUACCGACUCUGGGGCGAAAGAACGGUGUUGGAAGUUUCGAACCCUUCAGACAUCUUGGGCCAGCCAUAUAAUUCUAAGGACAAGGCCCUGGAUUUACACGGUCGAGCCAAUGUGAGAUUCGAAGGAGACGGAAAAAGUCAGCCAAUAACUAUGGUUAUAUCACCUCAUAUCAAGUUAUUUGGGCGGGAGAGAUCGAGGAUUGGUAGAGAUACGCGAUUUUACUGUUCUGAAGUAUUUGUUAAACCUGCAACUGUCUGGUUUUAUACCCCUGGCCCAGGCGAGCCUGAUUAUGGUACGGAAGCCGUGGAGCCAAGAGUUGUUCCUCCGCGAGUUGGAACGAGCCCAGAAACCGCAGGCGGAAGACUGCUCAAGGGCUUAGAUGAGACGACAUUGCUAGAUCUUGUAAAGCCUUAUCUAGAUGACCUUGCUGAACAACUAAGGCCUUUGGUAGAGGAGGUUACGCCAGCAAAUAGCAGAAUUCAAUGA